UCGUCGUAACAGGUGAUCUCCGCUUCCUUCUUCGUCUCCACGCGUUCCGCGUCUUCGUUCGAUUUCCGAGGCCUACCGCGACGCGUCGUGUGUGCGCGUGCGCGAUUUUAAAUGUGCGACCGCGUCGCGGGUUGCUACGAAGUUGGCGUUUUCUAUUGUUUUUCGACGAAAUAUGGGCCGCGAGUUCGCCAACUCUGAUGCAGCCGCGAUAUAAUAUGUCGCCCUAUAGCCAGUACAGGCCGUUGUCGCUCGGUUCGGAUCAGGCGGGCGGCGGCGGCGGCGGUUUGGCGGCGGUGGUUCUACAGAGGACGUCGCCCGCGUGCCGCGAAUCCGCGCAGAGCGCGUGCAGAUUUUUGCGCUGGAUAUCCAAGUUCGGACAGCAGCCGGUUAACAAGCCCGGACUGGGAGGGGUCUUGGACAUGACCGCCACGGAGAACACCAUCCGUUUCAGUGUCCACACCCUGGACAAGGCGACCAAGGCCAAGGUCACCUUGGAGAAUUACUAUAGUAACCUUAUAGCCCAGCACGUGGAGCGAAAGCAAAGGUUAGCAAAAUUAGAAGAAUCCCUCAAAGACGACAGCCUCUCGGAGGAGCAGAAACACGAGAAGAGGUUGCAGCAUGCCCAGAAAGAAACCGAGUUCCUCAGGCUUAAGCGUUCCAGGUUGGGAGUGGAAGACUUCGAGCCCCUGAAAGUGAUCGGUCGGGGGGCGUUCGGGGAGGUGCGACUGGUGCAAAAAAAGGACACGGGUCACGUGUACGCCAUGAAGAUCCUCAGGAAAGCGGACAUGCUAGAAAAGGAACAGGUUGCGCACGUGCGCGCCGAACGUGACAUAUUGGUGGAGGCUGAUCACCAAUGGGUGGUUAAAAUGUAUUAUAGUUUCCAAGAUCCCAUCAACCUUUACCUGAUAAUGGAAUUCUUGCCCGGGGGCGACAUGAUGACGCUUCUCAUGAAGAAAGACACGUUGUCGGAAGAAUGUACGCAGUUUUACAUAGCCGAGACGGCGCUCGCGAUCGACUCGAUACACAAGCUGGGCUUCAUCCACAGGGACAUCAAACCGGACAACCUUUUGCUCGACGCGAAGGGCCACCUCAAGCUGUCCGAUUUCGGGCUGUGCACGGGACUGAAGAAGUCGCACCGGACGGACUUCUACAGAGAUCUCAGUCAAGCGAAACCGUCUGAUUUUAUCAUUACGUCGAGUCCGAUGGACUCCAAGAGGCGGGCGGAGAGUUGGAAAAAGAACCGGAGGGCAUUGGCGUACAGUACUGUCGGCACACCGGACUACAUAGCACCGGAGGUCUUCCUCCAAACUGGUUACGGACCGGCGUGCGACUGGUGGUCGUUAGGCGUCAUCAUGUACGAGAUGCUCAUCGGAUAUCCGCCGUUUUGUUCGGAGAAUCCGCAGGACACCUACAGGAAAGUGAUGAACUGGAGGGAAACGUUGGUGUUCCCGGCGGAGGUGCCCAUAUCCGAAGACGCCAAAGAUACGAUCAUUAAGUUUUGCUGCGAAGCAGAUAGAAGACUGGGUUCCCAGAAAGGUCUCGAGGAUUUGAAGCUGAUCCCGUUUUUCCGGGGCGUAGAUUGGGAGCAUAUACGCGAGAGGCCGGCAGCUAUACCGGUAGAGGUCAGGUCGAUAGACGACACGUCGAACUUUGACGAUUUUCCAGACGUGAAAUUAGAAAUUCCCUCCGCGCCGAUGCCCCAGGACGGCGACAUCACCUACAAGGACUGGGUGUUCAUCAACUACACGUUCAAGCGCUUCGAGGGUAUGACGCAACGGGGCACGCCCACCAAGAAGUGAACUGAUUAGUUAAUCGUUUUCCGUUUCGGUUUUCCUUCCGCGCGCGAGAUGUUAUUGUGAACCGACCCUCACUAAUUUAUUUCGUCCGAAUUAUUUAUUGCGCGCGAGCCGCGAGGGGGGCGGGGCACGGUGUGAUCGGUCGCUCGGUCCCGAUCACGGCGAGUAUUUUAUGUGUUCGUAAACGAUAGGUCUGAUUUCCUCCUCUCCUCGCGCAAUUCGGUUCGAAAUCGAAAAGCCGUGAGUGGGAAAAAGGCGAACGGAGGGGCGGGAAAAAGAAGGGUUAGUUUCAGAAUCGAUGCCCGCCGAUUGCGACGUAUUUCGUUUUAUUGUUACAAAGUGAUACUUUUUAUUUUUUAUUUUUUUUGAAUUGUUUUUCUUUGUCCUGAGCGACCUAUGACCGCGCCCUGUGUGACCGUCGACGCAAAAACAGUAGUAGUAGAGCACUCGGUUGGUUUAGUCCCUGCGUCCGUGAGAACGGAAUUAUUUUUUUCCCCCUCAACGUGUCGGCUCCGAGGCUACACGUUUUUUCCUCUUCAACCGUAUAUGUACAUGGCGUCCCGUAGGUCGUGGUACAAACUCGUCGGGGUGAUAGUAGAGGUCGCUUCUGUAGUCACAUAUAAUUAGUUUUUGCUCUACACUUGCUCUUAAAUCCACGCCUCCAUUAAUAUAUUUUUAAACUCUAAACGCCUCUAUUAAUGAAAGCAAAAGAUUACCAAAAAAAAGUAAAGGAAAACAGAAAAACUUGACCUAAAAGUGGAGUUCCAUUCAAUGAUGUUAAACUACUUUAACAAUUAAACUUUAAGAAGAAAGUUUAUUAUAGGACCGGUCAUUUCCCGCGAUUGGACUACUACUAAAAAUAAGCAAAAUAAAUAAUCCGGAGACACAGUUCCGAAAGUUGCGGUAAGAAAAAUUCAACAUACAAGAAUAAAAAUUAUUUGAAAUCGAACAUUAAAUAGGUUGAUGCCUCUCAGAGCUCUAUCAAAGGCAAUCGAUUUAAAAUUUUAUAGGGGCUUUUGGAAUCAAUUAUAUUUCCUUCUUUUGCUAAGAGUUCUAAAAUUAUUUUUGCACUCUCUCGAUCUGUUAAAGAUAACGGCUAUAGUAAGGAGACCAUACCUUACAAACAUAUUCCAAAACAAAAAUGUAAAAUAGAGUUUUAAGGCAAUGAUUACUUGCAAAGUUCUUUUAACAAGGCCCAAUGCUCUGUCUUCUUCACUUUUAACCGAAGUAUUAUGUAGAAAAUAUUCGAAUUCAACAAUAUUUUUGACCCAUAAAACAUUUAUCUACACUCCCGGCUUUAAGCCUUUUUGAAUUUCCGUUCAUUUUAUUUCGUAAUUGUGCGUGGUUGAUAAAUUCGUAUAAUGGAAAAAACGAUUGAAUAUUUCUUUCUACCGUAUGAAAUACGGCAAGUCUUCACUUCACUUCACUUCAUUAAAAAUGGUCAAAAUUAUGAAAGCCCAAACUUUUAUGCUUACGUUGAAGUAGUUUAUAUAAGCCUUAUUGGAUUUAAACCGUGGCUAAUAGGGAGAAGUGUAAACAUAUCACUGAGCCAUUAAUUACUAUUGUUUUACGCUUUUGCCUUGAUUUACACCAUUAGUAUUUGUAUUUAGUAAAAUAUCAUCCAAAGCUUUUUUGCGGUUUUUACAUAUAUUUUUAACGAACGGCGUUUAUAGGUUUUGAUCAGAAAUUACUGUGCCUAUCACCUAGUGCAGGUUGGACCAACUCCUAUGCGAUACCCUGUAUAAAUGUAGGUUAGGACUGAUCUCGUUAGGAAAAAGCAGUCGCGGAGUCGUCGAAUCGCGUCACUUUUUUUAUGGGGCGGGGAAUCUAUGAUGCGCGAGCAACUGCGGCGGGGGCGGGGGCAGGUGAGUUUUGCUCUCUAAUAUACGCGUCCAUCGAGACACGACAAUGACAAGUGGGGGGUUUUCGACGACUCCUCUCCCCUCCCGCCCUGCGGAAAGAUGCAUUCGUUAUUUAUUAAUUUAUGCGUUUGGCUGGUCUCGCUAACAGGACUUGUACAUAUUACGUUUACAUACUUCCAAAACCUUGUAAAAGUAAAAAAAAAUAUUUAAUAAACCUGCUUUAAAACACUGGAUUUUCUCUACUUAUUUCU
Molecule: messenger RNA, 3909 nt
Organism: Cylas formicarius (sweet potato weevil)
Lineage: Eukaryota; Metazoa; Arthropoda; Insecta; Coleoptera; Brentidae
Gene: trc
Product: serine/threonine-protein kinase tricornered
Exons: 8
Coding region: 198-1799 (533 amino acids)
Biological process (GO): peptidyl-serine phosphorylation; intracellular signal transduction
Molecular function (GO): ATP binding; protein serine/threonine kinase activity
Source: RefSeq, a predicted model, not a curated record